AUGUGGCAAGAGCAAUCUGCUGGUGGUGACAUGGAUGUUCAAGGUCAUUUAAAGAACCUAGUGAGUCCACUGUUUCUGCCAACUCUGGUGAUACUAGCUGACGUCUUCAAUCAGUCUGUGUUCGCUAGUGAAGCAGCCCAGUCUGACAUAUAUCCACUAUGGGAUGACAAAGCAAAUGUCGAUAAAUUUCUUGGCAACAUCAACAGAAUGAAUGAUCUUCCUGUGUUGGAAAACCCACUGAACAGGAGGCUUCAACGUCAUCUUCUAAGUAUAUUGCCACAGGUCAUUUCGCACUAGAUGCAAAUACACCUGACCAGCAGGUAAACAUCAUGCAAUAUGACAUGCGUUUCCAACCACUGCUAAGAAAUCAGCAACACCGCCAGGAGUUAACACCAGAGGACAUCAUUGAAACAGUAUUGUGGGAAGGGGCAACAUUCUUGGCACAGGGUGAACAAGAACAAGAUAUCAUCAAGAUGUUUGAAAUGAAAUCUUUCGACUUUCAUGAUCCAGGGAGCCUAAGUCACCAAUUCAAUGAUGAAUUUGUUUCUGUUGCCAGCCAUCUUAAUAAAGGACAGUUUUCAUUCCCCAGAAAUCUGUGUAGUCCGCUAUGUGGUGAG
Molecule: messenger RNA, 617 nt
Organism: Paramuricea clavata
Lineage: Eukaryota; Metazoa; Cnidaria; Anthozoa; Malacalcyonacea; Plexauridae
Source: the annotation of a GenBank genome assembly